CUACUGGCGAGACACAUGAAGCAGAAAAGUAAACCAGCGACUGCCUCAAAUGUUAAUGUCUCAAAGAGAAGUUGUGGUGUCUCUUUUCAAGCAUAGAUGGCGCAAACGUCUGCUACAACACGAAGGUUUGUCCGAGAAUGCAACCAGCAUUUUGUGAGCAGUACCUUCGCCACAGCUGCGUGCUCAGAACGCUGGAUCUACAUGGCUAUCUCCAUCUCCAUGAGGUAGAGCUGUCGCGGUGUCGCACGCUACACUUACCCUCGGAAGCUACCGCGUCGAGAGUUCAAGAAACGGUUCGGAGUUGACUUGAGCGUGACUGCACCGUAGUAAUGAUGAGCCAGACAUCCCUGCUGGUAGCCAUCAUGCUGGUCGCCUCUGCUGCCGGCAUUGAGACCGGAAACAAGACAGUAAUUCGGUGCUUCUGGGGAAAGUGCAGCGUCAUCUACGGCCCGUGGAAGAAGUGCAUGCCGAAUCAGCAGUGCGACGGGAGCGACCUUCGCUGCGAACGACAAUGCAUUCUGGAGCACACCGGUUGCCCGCCGAAGCACACACAGGGCUCGUGCCACAAGGAUCUGUUCGUGUGGAAGUGCUCGCUGCACUAUACUUGCCCUCAAGGAAGGGGCUCGGCCCGCUGCCUCAAGACUUGCCUAACACGCGAUGCCCGCCGUCGCUACGGGCCCCAUAAGAACUUCCUCAGCUACCUCCCCUUUGUCGGCGAGCUCUUCCAAUAAAAAAUCACGCAGA
Dermacentor albipictus is the source of this 744-nucleotide messenger RNA. RefSeq lists its product as uncharacterized. The record is from RefSeq and is a predicted model, not a curated record. Lineage: Eukaryota; Metazoa; Arthropoda; Arachnida; Ixodida; Ixodidae.